GAUGCUCGGCCUCCCGAAAGCUUCCCCAAGCCACCGACUCAUCCCCUUUGAGAAAAUUGGUGGCAAAGCUUGAGUUUUCUCCUUCUUUCUUGUUAAAUCACAAGAUUUGGGGCUUAGAAUCUUCCCUUUCAACCCAGAAAAUUCCGGUUCUGCUCUGCUCUUCUUCCUUGUCCGCCGGCUGCUGUAGGUUUGAAUUUCUGGGCAUUUUUCGGUUUCCGUGAGUUUCCCCUGCAGAUGCCGCCGGCUUCUUCUCCCUGUCAGUUCCGGUUUGCUUGCUGGAAUUCAGGUUCCCAAUUGUUCUGUCAGUUAGCACUGAGAUUGAGUGCUCGAUUUUAUGCGAGUGAGGUAAGUAAAUUAUGGUAACGCCCUUUGAUUUUCAAAGCAUGUAUUGAUUUGUUUUUGAAGUGGUGGCGGCACUAAACCCAUUUUAUACAAAAAUGAGCAUGAUUGAUUUGAAAUGAGAUUUUGAUGCUUUUCAUUAAAUUGAGCAUGCCUACUUGGAUUUUAAUUGAUUGUCCUGAUGAUCUGAAAGUGAUUGGUGAAUUAUGUUUUUCUGUUAACUUCAGCCUGUUUUGUCUCCGAUGUGGUCAUGUUUCUGUAAUCCUGUUAGUGGGAGUUAAACGCUAACACAUGUCGGCACAUGUUGAUAUGUUAUUAGUGACCCCGCUAGUGGGGGUUAAACGAUAGCACAUGUCGACACAUGUCGACACAUGUCGAUAUGUUAUUGAUAGAACCGGUUCGUUCGAGUGACCCUGCUAGUGGGGGUUAUACAUCAUCAAAUAGUGACCCUGCUAGUGGGGAUUAUACACUAGUAAAUCGUGUGCCUACCAGUGGAAGGUUUAUAACACUGGCCGUGACCUAUAGAAGAGACGUCUAUUUCGUUCCCGUAUUGUAUCUGUUUUUUGUGAUUGCACUUGUUGGCAUGCUAUAAGUUUAAUUAAGGGCACUCCAUAUUUAUUUACUGAGUUUAUCUCAUAAUUUUUCCUUGUCCAUCAUUUCAGGAAGUGAAACCGAAGACGGGGAAACCAAGGGAAGUGACGAGUUAGAAAGCUAACCAUUUUGCGAUUGAUAUAGAUUUUAGAAAUAAAUCAUGAUCUUGUAAGCUAGAGUGUAUUUGGAGAUUUUAUGAUAUUAGAGAAUUUUUAAAGAUUUGAUCUUUAGAUUUUAAUGGUAUCAGAUCGUGGAGUGAUAAGUUCCGAGCCUUGUGCAUUUGUGGGACCUUCUCACGAGUGCACGGCGUCUGUCGCACCUCGAAUUCGGGUUUUGGGGCGUGACAGAUUUUGCUUGAAUUAUUAAAUAUAGAUGUUUAGUAAAU
This is a messenger RNA of Rubroshorea leprosula, 1315 nucleotides long. The record is from the annotation of a GenBank genome assembly. Lineage: Eukaryota; Viridiplantae; Streptophyta; Magnoliopsida; Malvales; Dipterocarpaceae.